Molecule: messenger RNA, 1029 nt
Organism: Aspergillus novofumigatus IBT 16806
Lineage: Eukaryota; Fungi; Ascomycota; Eurotiomycetes; Eurotiales; Aspergillaceae
Product: NAD(P)-binding protein
Exons: 5
Coding region: 1-1029 (342 amino acids)
Molecular function (GO): oxidoreductase activity, acting on the CH-OH group of donors, NAD or NADP as acceptor
Source: RefSeq, a predicted model, not a curated record
AUGACACAAGGAAAGCAUUGCGUACCUCAAGGUUCUACCAUCCUUGUCACUGGGGCCAAUGGAUAUCUCGCGUCUGCAAUUACCAAGCUUCUCUUAGAGCUAGGGUACAAAGUCCGCGGAACAGUUCGAGCCCCAAAGCCGUGGCUGAACCAUUACUUUGAGGAGAGAUACGGCUCUGGCAAUUUUGAAACAGUCAUAAUCACGGACUUUCAAGAUACGGACACCUGGGAUCAGGCGCUCGAGGGAAUAUCAGGGAUCGCACACGUUGCUCAUGACAUGGCCUGGAGUUCAGAUCCGAAUAUUGCUGUUAGGGGCCCUGUUAAAGCGAUCUUGAAUAUCCUUGACAUAGCCUCCAAACAUGACUCCGUGAAGCGAAUUGUCCUGACAUCCACCAUUGGUGCUGCUCCUUGCAUCGAUAUCAACGGCAACCCGGCGACUACUCCAGUCAACGACGAUGACUGGAACGACUUCGCUGUCGAAGCAGCAUGGAGUGACUCAACACCAGAGGAGCAGAGGGUAUAUAUCAAUCACUGUGCGGCAAAGGUCGAAGGAGACAGGAAGGCUCUCCAAUGGGUCCAAGAUAAUCAACCUGGAUUCGACGUGAAUAUUGUCAUGCCUGGAUUCUCGGUAGGCAGGAUACUUCACGCAAGCAUCACUGGUCAAUCCAUGCGCGAAAUCGUCGGACUUCUUCAAGGAAAGCCUACAAAGAUGUUCGAAUUCGUCCCUCCAUGGUUCAUCAAUACUGAAGACGUUGCUCGACUUCACGUCAUUGCACUGCUGAAGCCCGAAGUCAGCUCUCAGCGAAUCUUCGCCUGCGCUAGUCCUUUCACCUGGAAGGAAGUGGUUAGCAUCUUGAGGGAGCUCGACCCAAGUAAUACCCUCAUUCCGGACGCCCCCGACGAGAACCGCAGGCCUUGCCAUGUCAUCCCUGCAACCGAAGCGGAAAGGUUAAUCCAGGAUUUCUUUGGGCGCAACGGCUUUACCUCGCUCAGAGACAGUCUUGCAAGCGCCGUCACCAAGUCCGCCUGA